AUGACCAAGAAAAGAAGAAAUGGCGGCCGCAACAAGAAGGGACGUGGCCAUGUCACCUUCAUGCGAUGCUCCAACUGCUCGCGCUGUGUCGCAAAGGAUAAGGCCAUCAAGAGGUUCACUGUGAGGAACAUGGUUGAGAGCGCCGCUGUUCGAGAUAUCAGCGAGGCCAGCGUCUACACUGAAUACGCCAUCCCCAAAUUGUACAUCAAAAUCGCAUACUGCGUCUCAUGCGCUAUCCACUCGCAUGUCGUCCGUGUGCGCUCGCGCGAGGGACGUCGCAACCGUGCCCCUCCCCCCCGUGUCCGCUGGAAGGAUGGCAAGAAGGUCAACCCUGCUGUUGCUGCUGCUGAGGAUGCCAAGGCCGCCACCGCUACAAAGGCCUAA
Psilocybe cubensis is the source of this 384-nucleotide messenger RNA. RefSeq lists its product as uncharacterized. The transcript is spliced from 4 exons. Gene Ontology annotation, molecular function: mRNA binding; structural constituent of ribosome. The coding region runs from base 1 to 384 and encodes 127 amino acids. Gene Ontology annotation, cellular component: ribosome; cytosolic small ribosomal subunit. The record is from RefSeq and is a predicted model, not a curated record. Lineage: Eukaryota; Fungi; Basidiomycota; Agaricomycetes; Agaricales; Agrocybaceae. Gene Ontology annotation, biological process: translation.